CAGUUCGGGUUCUCCUCUUAGGAAACCUGGUCACACCUAAAUUCUGGCCAAAUUAAAAUAAUAAUUGGUUAUAAAAUAAACAGUUUAGUUUUUACUUGGACUUGAGCUAACAAAAUGCACCUGACGCUAAUCAAUUUGUUUAAGAAGACUGUGCCUGGUCACAUAUUCCGGGGCAAGCGGCGCCUGGUGAAGCCGGUCAGCCAGCGAGCAAUGGACACCCUGACCCGCGAGUACGAGCGCCAGGAGCAGAUCAUGCUGCUCCUUCGGCACCCGUACCUUACCCUGGAGCAAUCUUCCGGUCACGCCAAGGAGCUACAAAAACGCGAUAAGCUGGUGGCCAAGUGGACGGACGAGCAGACACUGCGCAAGAUGAAGCCACACGUUACCAUUGAGGAGCGGCUGAACCAGCUGAAGAUCAAGGAGGCCUGGGACUAACUAUCAUAAUAUCUAUAUAUAAGCCGACGUUACUUGUUAAAUAAAUCUAGAUGUUAUGGAAAUUA
This is a messenger RNA of Drosophila yakuba, 500 nucleotides long. RefSeq names its product ribosomal protein 63, mitochondrial. Gene Ontology annotation, biological process: mitochondrial translation. The coding region runs from base 115 to 435 and encodes 106 amino acids. Lineage: Eukaryota; Metazoa; Arthropoda; Insecta; Diptera; Drosophilidae. The record is from RefSeq and is a predicted model, not a curated record. Gene Ontology annotation, molecular function: structural constituent of ribosome. The transcript is spliced from 2 exons. Gene Ontology annotation, cellular component: mitochondrial ribosome.